AUGUUCGAAUUUAAAGGUGACAUUGAAAAUAUAACAAAACAGCAAUUUAAACUUGUUAGUGAAGUGCUCGAAAAACAUGACUAUAAAGGAAAUCAUGUGCUUGUGCAGGCGGUGGGAAAGGCAGGCGACAAUUAUGGAUCAUACGUAAAAAGAUUUAUCGUUGAAUUUGAUAAUGGUAAAGAAUUUAAAAUGAUAGCUAAAAUAGCGCCGACGAUUAAAAUGCUUCGUGAACAAAGACCAAUAAGGGACUUUUUUCUUACUGAAAUUCUAAUAUACAAUGAACUAUUACCAAAAAUGAGAGAACUAGAGAAGAAUUUCGGUGUACCGGAGGAGGAAAGAUUUAAAUAUCUAGUUUGUUACGGAACUCUUUCAGAUUCGCUAAAUGAAAUAAUAUUACUAGAUGACCUAGAAACGCAAAACUUUAUCAUGUUCAACAAAAUGCAACCAUUAAGCGAUGAGGCUGUCAAAAUUGUUCUUAAAAACAUAGCAAAAUUCCAUUCUCUAUCCUACGUUUUGAAACGUAAUGAUCCAUUAACUUAUGAUAAAUUCGCAGCAGGUCUUGUAAAUACGCUAAUGAAUCAAGAAAAUAUGACUCAAAUGGAAAUGUUUUUUGUUGAAGUGUUAAAUGGCAUAAAAGCGAUAUUUGAUAAGGAAAUGUAUACUAAUGCUAUCAGUGAAAUUUUGGAACAUUUUAGGAAAACGGGAUUAAAAAUCUUGACUGCUGAUAAGGGUUCAAAAUACUGUGUAGUGCAACAUGGAGAUUUGUGGACAAACAACGUUAUGUUUCGAAUGCAGGGAGACCGACCAGUUGAAUGCACGCUCAUUGAUUAUCAGCUUGCUAAAGAAAGUCUUCCGGUUUCCGAUAUACACAAUUUGGUGUUCAACUGCACGGACUAUGACACUAGAUCGAAGCACUAUUACCAAUGGAUCGAUUUCUACCACUUAGAAUUGGACAGAUAUUUGAACUAUUUCGGCCUUAAGGUUAACUUUAUUUACCCGAGAGAUAAGCUUGACGCCGAUUUAAAGAGGUAUGGUAAAGUUUGCUUCGGACUGUCCCUGAUUAUGAUUAAUUUCUUACUGAGACAAACACAAGAGGCACCUGAUUUAGCAUCCCUUGAAAAUAUGGAUUUAAGUGAACUAUCUCAAAACUUUAAAGUGGAAAAUUUAACGGCGCAAACAUUUGAAGCGAUCAAAAAACGCGUGGAAGGACAUAUUGAAAGUUGUUUUGAAUAUGGAUAUUUGAGUGAUGUACGAGGAAAUUUUAAUUAA
Molecule: messenger RNA, 1269 nt
Organism: Parnassius apollo (apollo)
Lineage: Eukaryota; Metazoa; Arthropoda; Insecta; Lepidoptera; Papilionidae
Source: the annotation of a GenBank genome assembly